Messenger RNA from Bemisia tabaci, 3857 nucleotides. RefSeq lists its product as uncharacterized. NCBI's taxonomy places the organism in Eukaryota, Metazoa, Arthropoda, Insecta, Hemiptera, Aleyrodidae. The record is from RefSeq and is a predicted model, not a curated record.
GCAAUGUUUACUUUUGGUCACUUGGCUAAUCUUCCAUCUUCUUUGAAUUUCUUUUGGGUCCGUUCUACACACAACUUAUUAAUGGAGUUUAAUUUUAAAAUUGCCUGCUUUCAACAGAGCAUACCUAUUGUUAAUACUUCGCUUUCAUAAAUAUGUGUUUGGAAUGUCAUCGAUAAGUUUCCGUGUUCGUGAUUUUGUCUGUGACUUGACCUGAACUGGUAAUGGCAGACAGUGGAGGAGGAGGAUCUGCUUCGUCAAGUCGCGAUGGUGAUGACUCUCAAGACCCUCCUCAAAAAAAAGCCCGCUAUUCGUGGGAAAUCCAAGGUAAUACCAACUUGAAGACUGACAAAACUGUUUCCUCAGAGGACUCAUCAAGAAGUCAUAGAGAAGCACCCUGCACCUCUGACCAUGGAGCCUCCCAUGGCUGUCUCAAUGUUGGGAGACUCGUCACUUCAAGCAAUUAUCCUGUAUUCAAGUGGCAGACACGACAAAUAGCAAAAGCAGUCGUUGACAACACAAUUAACAAAGUGAUUGAGGACAUGGGAUUCGUCCCAUUUGCCCAAGACUUCAAUGAUAUGUUUCCAAUGAAUCAACAAGAUGAGCACGUAGAAGAUGAGGCAGUUCUAAUGGCAAUUCAUAGACAUGGUCUUCAGCAAAAGGACUGGAUGAGCUCAAGUUCUCACACCCCUGAAAAACUGUCCACUGCGCAAGAUACAGGGCUUGCACAACUGAAGAGCUGGUAUGAAUUUGAAAAUGAUGAAAAUACUGUAGCAGCCAACAGUUGGCGAAUAAAUGAACUAGCCUCAGCUCAAGGAUCUUCCAAUAUCUCUAUCAUGGAACCACGUGCUACGCAACCAACUUUAUCUUACCCAGAUAGACCGUCGGAAAAUCAAACCCAAAGCGUGUGUGACAAAAGCGUUGGUAAUGCUUCAGAUAAAAAUGUACUGGAGCAUGAUUUCCUGGCGCAAGCUGUCGCUGUGGCAAUUCAGAAGAAGGGUCUUAGCACUUAUCUUGCAAAUGAAAAUAGGUGAAUUGGAGCUUCUUUCACCUAUCAUUUUUUGGUGCGUUUGGCGCAUCAUGUUCUAAACCAUUCACCUAUUGAGAUCAGGGGAUUUUGUACCACUUCAGUUUCUUUUGGUCCUAUGCACAGAAGAAUUAUUUUUCGUUGCAUGAGUGGUACAGGCACACCCUCUCUUUCUUGUUGGCAAUAACCAUAUAAAAUGUUAACUUUCACUGGCAAAGGCCCAUAUGCUUUGGCCUUUCUUUUUGUCAAACUCAUAAUAUAGAAUCAAAAUUCUACUUGUCUUAAAAUGAAUCCCUCUUGAAAGCUGUUAGCAUCCGUCAUUCAGAGUUGAAAAUCUUCUAAGAAGCAGAGACAAGAAAGCAAGAGGUAACUGCUCCCACCAGUCUGGUUGUUUUGGCGAAAAUGGAUGAUUAAUGUGGUGCUGAUUAUAGGUGACAGUUCCCCUUCUUAAAAUUUUUGACUUGCUGUCAAUUUUUUCCUUCUGCAAGAACUUUCUAGCAUUUUCAGGCCCUUUCGUGGUUAUGCCUAAUGAUUUUUUAGGCUAACUUUUUCAAUUGAAUCAGGUAUAUUAUCCUCAUAGGAAAGAGUGGAAAAAAUACAUAUAUGGACUCUUGUAAUAGAGCUAGCAAAAUAAAAUAAGCACUUCCAUGGGGCAUAAGGGAUCUUAAAAUCAACGUCUCUUUUCAAUGUAAUCUGUCCCAGCUUUUAUUCCUGAUUACCUCUUUAUGUAUUUUUACUAGUGUUCCGCACCUCCAUUCUGUUAGCCCCUCAAAACUGCUAGUUGUCCUUUUAAGUGAAAGGUACUGCUAUGGGCCUUUGUUUUAAUUCAGUGACUGAACAGUAUUCUAAAAAAAUUAAUUGAUGAUAUAAAGAAAUUAUUUAAUCCCUGCCAGCAAUUAGCUUUUAAGUAUAAAUCAAAGUUUUGAAAAAAUAUUGAUCUUUUAACAUUCUCUGAAUACCUCAUGAUCAAUUCUAUUAUUAAUUCAAUUUUAAAGCGCCUUAUGUUUAUUUAAACUGCCAGAAACCAAUUAUAACUAGUAGAUCAAAACUCUAUAGAUGGGUCUGAAUGUUACUGCAUAAAUAUUUGUAAGUGCCCCUUUUCUCACAAAAAGUUCCUAUUUGAAAAAGAAAGAACUGUAAAUAAUUUUUAUUUGUUUUAAUGUACGUAUGUAUCUAAUUUAUAACAAUUGACUCUUUAUAAAAAGAGAAAAUGCAAUGCAUCAUCAUUAGAUUAGUGUGUUUUAUGAUUCUGUAGUAUACCAAAAUAUUUUUUCGCUCAGUAUAGAGCUCUUGUUGGAAAAGUAAGAAGUUGAAUUAAAAAGCUAGCCAGUAUUCUAAACCAGAGAAAACACUUGAAUAUGUAAGAUUAUCAAUGCCAAUUCAAUGUAAUGCUCAUUCAUUUAACAGCUUCAAGAAAGAAGGAGAUUUAUCCAGAUACAUUCCGAAGUUAGUUUAGGGGUAGAUUUUGCAUAUCCCUUUUUAAUUUUUUUAGGGGAGCCUUCAUUGCUUCAGAUAAACUUUUUGAGUUUUUAUCUCAUCAAUUUAAACAAAUUAUUACUGUGCAAUUUUCUCUUUAUGUUAUUGUAAAUCUCUUUUGAAAGCGAAAGCAUAAAAAGUAAAGAGCCACAAUGCCUAGAAGCAUUCACGCUCUUGGGUAUCUGUCUGUCUUUUAUUUUUCAUUGAAACAUAACAGUCAUUAAUGUAAUGGAUGCAGGCACUCCGAAAUUAAUAUCCAUCUCUUCCUCACCUUGUCAAGAGAGGGAAAUAUUUAUUCUUGUAAAAAAUCUCCGAACAGGCCAUGUCUCUCUUGUUUAUGGAGAGUAAUUUUUCACAAGAAAGAAAGAAAAAUAGAAUUUUUUUUGAUAAUUAUAACAGUUGUAUUCUCUGAACAGUAAUGAGGUCAAAUUUUACUCAUCCUGCAAAUCUAAAUUUUUUAAAACAAUUUUAAACAAAUCUACUUGUAUUUCUUGAAGCAGGUGCCAGAAGGGUUUUAAUUCCUGCGUUUCUGACUAGACUUUUUUUCUCCUUUUUCUUAAUUUUUUUGUUUGUUUUUGUAUAAAUGGAAAUUUUCUUUACUACCUGGUGUCUGUAAGCGCUUUUGUAUCUAGCAGUUGCUGCUCCCAUCUCAUGCUUGCUUUGCAUCUAUAAUACUUGGGUAAUAGUCAAGUUUUGAACUGUUAUUUUAUUUAAGUUUUCAAAAUAGUGCUUUGCAAGUAUUGUAUUUUAUACCCUAAAAUUUCCAAGUUAUCUUUUCUGUUUGUUUUCUCAUACAUUUAUCAGUAUUUUUUACAACCAAUUAAAAAUUUUGUUUCUUUUUGAAUGCUAAGAAAGAGGUUGAGGAUGUUUUCAUUAAUGUACCCACCUAUCAACAGAGAACCUUAAUUAUCAGCUUGUAGGUCAUGAUCACUGUGUACCUUGUGAAUAAAUUAUGGAAGUCAAAAAAUGUGUACCCUUGAUUGCAGCCUCGUAUAUUUCCGCUAAUGUUUUAUUUUUUGAAAAGGAAUAACUAACUGAUACCUAGCUUUUCUUAAAAUUUUGUGAGUAUUUCACUCACUUGAGUUAGUCUUAAAAUAAUUUCUCUGCUGUAGUGAAAUCGAAGGAAAGAACAGGUGGCUUAAACUACCUAGCACUCAACCAAUUCUUUAGUUUCAUGGCUUUCUGUCAUUUUCUGUAUAUCUCUCCCUUGUGAUUUAAAAAUGUUUUAUAAGUGUGUAAGUAUUUUGUCCUACUCAUUCUAAGUAUGCAAUAUUACUGUCAAACUUUUUACCCCUAAUUUAUAUGUAAACAUAUGAGUUACACAGUAGCAGUAAAUAUACAAUUAUAAAAAUCUAAA